AUGGACUUGAUCCCAAACUUUUCCCUAGAAACCUGGGUCCUCCUGGCUACCAGCCUGGUGCGUCUCUAUUUAUAUGGGACCUAUCCACAUAGAGUUUUUAAGAAGUUGAGAAUUCCUGGUCCAAAACCUCUGCCCUUUUUUGGAACCAUUCUGUGUUAUUGUAAGGGUGUGUGGGAUUUUGACGCGAAAUGUUAUAAGAAGUAUGGGAAAUUCUGGGGGUUGUAUGAUGGUCCGCAGCCGGUGCUGGCGAUUACAGAUCCAGACAUGAUCAAAACAGUGCUGGUGAAAGAAUGUUACUCUGCCUUCACAAACCGCAGAUCUUUGGGGCCACUGGGCUUCAUGAAAAAAGCUGUCUUCAUAGCUAAGGAUGAUGAAUGGAAAAGAAUACGAGCCUUGCUAACUCCAGCGUUCUCCACUGGAAAACUCAAAGAGAUGUUCCCCAUCAUUGAACAGUAUGGAGACACGUUGGUGAAGAACCUGAGACGAGAGGCAGAGAAAGGCAAGCCUGUCACCAUGAAAGACAUCUUCGGGGCCUACAGUAUGGACACAAUUGUUGGUACAUCCUUCGGUGUGAGCAUUGAUUCCCUCAACAACCCACACAACCCCUUUGUAAGAAAAGUCAAGAUCAUCUCACAAUUGAACUUCUUCCAUCCAUUUGCUAUUGCAAUAACACUCUUCCCAUUCCUUACCCCAAUUUUUGAAGCAUUAAAUAUCACCAGGUUUCCAAAAGAGGAGAUUGAUUUUUUUAUGAAGUCCAUAAACAGGAUGAAAGAAAACCACCUCCAUGAGAAACAAAAGAAUCGAAUGGAUUUUCUUCAGCUAAUGAUUAACUCACAGAAUCACAAAAAUACAGCGUUCCAUAAAGCUCUGUCUGAUUCAGAACUCAUAGCCCAGUCCAUUACUUUUAUUUUGGCUGGUUAUGAGACCACUAGCAAUGCUCUUUCCUUUGUUAUGUAUGCAUUGGCCACUCACCCAGAUGUCCAAAAGAAGCUACAGGAAGAGAUUGAUCGAGCUUUGCCCAAUAAGGCACCUGUUACCUAUGAUACGCUUGUAGAGAUGGAGUACCUGGACAUGAUAGUGAAUGAAACAUUCAGAUUAUUUCCAGUUAGUAGUAGACUUGAGAGAGUGUGUAAGAAGGAUAUUCAAGUCAAUGAGAUAUUCAUUCCCAAGGGAAUGGUGGUGACAAUUCCAGCCUAUGCUCUUCAUCGUGACCCAAAGUACUGGGCAGAACCUGAAAAGUUCCGUCCAGAAAGGUUCAGCAAGAAAAACAAGGAUAGCAUUGAUUCUCGCAUAUACUUGCCCUUUGGAGGUGGACCUAGAAACUGCAUUGGAGGACGAUUUGCUCUCAUGACCAUGAAACUUGCUAUUGUUAGAGUACUGCAGAACUGCUCCUUAAAAGCCUGUGAAGAAACACAGGUGCCCUUGAAAUUACACAAGCAAUCACUUCUUAAACCACAAAAACCCAUUGUUUUAAGUGUUAUACCAAGAGAUGGGACUACAAGUGAAGCCUGA
Molecule: messenger RNA, 1512 nt
Organism: Dipodomys ordii (Ord's kangaroo rat)
Lineage: Eukaryota; Metazoa; Chordata; Mammalia; Rodentia; Heteromyidae
Product: cytochrome P450 3A5
Exons: 13
Coding region: 1-1512 (503 amino acids)
Biological process (GO): oxidative demethylation; steroid metabolic process
Molecular function (GO): iron ion binding; heme binding; testosterone 6-beta-hydroxylase activity
Source: RefSeq, a predicted model, not a curated record